This is a messenger RNA of Neoarius graeffei (lesser salmon catfish), 3085 nucleotides long. RefSeq names its product retinoic acid receptor beta-like. The transcript has 8 exons. Bases 520 to 1866 code for a protein of 448 amino acids. The record is from RefSeq and is a predicted model, not a curated record. Gene Ontology annotation, molecular function: nuclear glucocorticoid receptor binding; zinc ion binding; nuclear receptor activity. Gene Ontology annotation, biological process: retinoic acid receptor signaling pathway; cellular response to corticotropin-releasing hormone stimulus; regulation of transcription by RNA polymerase II. Gene Ontology annotation, cellular component: nucleus; transcription regulator complex. Lineage: Eukaryota; Metazoa; Chordata; Actinopteri; Siluriformes; Ariidae.
GAGAAGUCAUUCGUCAUCAGCCGGGAGAGAGAUGCUGCAGGUUUCGACUCCAUCUGAGCUGUUUAUCAUAAACAUGUGUGUGAUCGGAUAGAGGACAGUCCCAGUCCUCACGCGCUGGGGAGAGAGAGAGAGAGAGGGACAGAUCGGAAAUCACUUACAUUACAUCUGUUGCAGUUUUGCUGAAGAACUGAAGAAGAACAAAGAGUGAAAAUGAAACAUUGUUACUUUUUUAAAGGCGCCGACGCUCCGACAUCCUGAUCAGAUUUUUUUAUUUUUGGUCGGACUGAGAAUAAACCCGAGGCUCUCUCACUCUCUGUCUCUCUCUCUCACACUCUCUCUCUCUCUUACUCUCUCACUCACUCACUUCAAUGGAGCUUUUGGACGCAGUUUUGCAAGACGCUAAACAUUUACAGCACUAAAGCAGGAGGAAACCCUGAAGGAGGAGGAGGAGGAGAAGCAGGAGGAGGAGGAGAAGCAGGAGGAGAAGCAGAAGGAGCCCGAGGCUGCUGUGAGUCCGCAAUGUUCGACUGUAUGGAUGUUCUGAGUCCGGGGCAGAUGCUGGAUCUGUGCAGCGCCGCUCCCGCCUGUCUGCUGCAGGAGAAAGCGCUCAAAGCCUGUUUCAGCGGAAUCUCACACACAGACUGGAGACUCCGGCACAGCGCGCACUCCAUCGAGACACAAAGCAGUAGUUCGGAGGAACUGGUGCCCAGCCCGCCCUCGCCCCUGCCUCCUCCACGCGUCUACAAGCCCUGCUUCGUGUGCCAGGACAAAUCCUCUGGGUACCACUAUGGCGUCAGUGCCUGCGAGGGGUGCAAGGGUUUCUUCCGCAGGAGCAUCCAGAAAAACAUGGUGUACACAUGUCACAGGGACAAGAACUGUAUUAUCAACAAGGUGACGAGGAACCGUUGCCAGUACUGCCGUCUGCAGAAGUGCUUUGCUGUUGGAAUGUCGAAAGAAUCUGUGCGGAAUGACCGGAAUAAAAAGAAGAAGGAAAGUCCAAAGCCGGAGCUGACGGAAACCUACGAGCUCACGGCUGAGCUGGAGGCCAUCAUUGAAAAGAUCCGGAGGGCUCACCAGGAGACAUUCCCGUCCCUCUGCCAGCUGGGCAAAUACACCACAAACUCAAGUGCUGACCACCGUGUGCGUCUGGAUCUGGGUCUGUGGGAUAAGUUCAGUGAGCUAGCCACCAAGUGCAUUAUCAAAAUCGUGGAGUUUGCCAAAAGGGUGCCGGGCUUCACUGGACUCACUAUCGCUGACCAGAUCACUCUGCUCAAAGCCGCCUGCCUGGACAUACUGAUCCUGCGUAUCUGCACACGGUACACACCAGAUCAGGACACCAUGACCUUCUCAGAUGGACUGACACUAAACCGGACGCAGAUGCACAACGCUGGAUUCGGGCCGCUCACAGACCUGGUGUUCACCUUCGCCAACCAGCUCCUACCCAUCGAAAUGGACGACACAGAGACAGGCCUGCUCUCGGCCAUCUGCCUCAUCUCCGGAGAUCGUCAGGACCUGGAGGAGCCAUCCAAGGUGGACCAACUCCAGGAACCUCUUCUGGAAGCACUGAAGAUCUAUGUGAGAAAGCGCAGGCCCAGCAAGCCCCACAUGUUCCCCAAGACCCUUAUGAAGAUCACGGAUCUCCGCAGCAUCAGCGCCAAAGGUGCCGAGAGAGUCAUCUCUCUAAAGAUGGAGAUCCCUGGUUCCAUGCCUCCUCUCAUUCAGGAGAUGCUGGAGAACUCCGAAGGCCAGGAUGGGCAGAGCUCUUUGGAAAAGAGCAGUGUGGAAGAAAAUGGCAGCUCAGUCGAACUGAAAUCUGCCAUGUCGCCGUCUCCAGAACCCAGUUCCUCGUUGAGCGAGGAACCUUAGAGGCAGAGUAGGAAGAACUUAAUGUCUCUUUUAUUGUACGCACUACAAGUGGACCAUCACUGCUACCUAAUUCCCAGUGUAAAUGUUUUUUUUUUAAAAAAAGAAUUCAUUCCACCUUUUCUUCAUGUACGACUACAAAAAUACUCGAAACAAGGACGGUCGUCAAGGAUGAAAAUGUGCUUAGCGCUUAAAAACAUUCACGCAUUCGUACUAUGGAACUUCCAACACACUCAAGUGUGUAUGCGAGCACUUUUUUGUGUUCCUGAAUGCCUAACAGAGGUGAAACUCCUCAGGUCUGCUGUGUAUAUUUUUGCUAAACCUGCAUGACAGACUCUCAGUUCGUCCUCUGCUCCCUCUCUCUGUCUAUAUGUCUCUCUGCCAUCAUUCGUCGUUUAUCCUCACGCAUUGUACAUACCAUCGUAUGACUGGACCUCUGUAUGAUAUACAUUUUGUGGUGCUUUUUUUUUACAGUCUUAAUAUUAUCGAUUUUGGCGAAACAUUUACGUUUAAAGAUGAACAGAUGACCUCUGACCACUAGAGGGCUCCAUAAAGAGCAGCUCAGACUCAGAAUGGACUUUUCCAAUUGGAUUUUUGGAGGAUCUUCAGCUCAGGAGUCGCUCUAAUGGACAAUAAGUUCAGCUGUGCAUUUUUAAACAAGGCUCUUCAUAUAAAUUCCUUUAAAAUACAGAUAUAUAGAAUGUUCUGGCAUAAAGACAAUAUGGCAGUCUAAUAUUUUCUAGAUUCAUGUAUUUAAUCCUGUUCUGUUUCUGUAUCCUCAUUUGUUUCCUAUCAGGAAAACACACACACACUUUCUCAAUCUGUGACUAUCUAAUGACUGUCAUUAUCGUUCAUUAGUAAUCAAGGGAGUCCAUAGGAACUCUGUAUUUCUGAUGUGACAUGAACGACUUAUUGAAUUGAUCUUCAUUCAGAAAAACAAGGAAUGUGAUGGGAAUACAGCCUGAAUGGGACACCAGUCCAUCGUAGGGCAGCAUACACACACACACACACACACACACACACUCACACCUAAGGAGUAAUAUAGAGUCACCAGUCCACCUACUAGAAAUGUUUUGGAGAGGUUGGAGAAAACUGGAUUGUCCAAAAGAAACCUACACAGACAUGGGGAGAACAUGAAGGUUAGAUAGAGAAGCAGCUUUGGGACCAAAAGGUCUCAUCUCAUCUCAUUAUCUCUAGCCGCUUUAUCCUGUCCUACAGGGUC